Messenger RNA from Paramecium tetraurelia, 2244 nucleotides. RefSeq lists its product as uncharacterized. Gene Ontology annotation, cellular component: mRNA cleavage and polyadenylation specificity factor complex. Gene Ontology annotation, molecular function: RNA binding. Gene Ontology annotation, biological process: mRNA 3'-end processing by stem-loop binding and cleavage. The record is from RefSeq and is a predicted model, not a curated record. The transcript has 4 exons. NCBI's taxonomy places the organism in Eukaryota, Ciliophora, Oligohymenophorea, Peniculida, Parameciidae.
AUGAAAGUGGAAGUUUUUAGUGUAUAAACCAUUUCUGAAAAUGGAGCAUUGUGUUUGUUAUUGAUAAUUGAAUAGAAAAAUCACAAAUUAUAAAUCAUGUUAGAUUGUGGUUUGAAUUAAAGAUUGGAAUGCAAUCACAUUAAGCAUUAUAUGAAUAAAAUUUAGAAAUCUAAAUUAGUGCUACUAUCAUAACCAUCAAUUGAGUAUGCUGGAGGUCUCCCUUUAAUUUCUGAAUUCUAAAUAAAAACUUUAUCUACAAGCCCAAUAAUUGAAUUUGGAGUCAGAAACUUUGUAGAUCAAUUGAUACACUUAUAAUAAGCAUUUCUUAAAAAAGAAAUUAUGGAAGAAGAUUUUAAAUAAGAUUGGAAGAGAAUUUUAGAUGCUGCAGAUGAUGCAUAUCGUCAAAUUAAACCAUUAAAAUUUGGACAGAAUGAAACUAUGAUGUUUGAGAAUGGAUUGUUUUAAGUUACUGUUUGUCCUAUUAGAGCAGGUAAGGUUAUAGGUGCAUGUGCAUGGAAAAUUUAAGUGAACACAUUAAAUAUUAUCUACAUCACAGAUUAUAAUAUGAUAAAAGAAUUGCACAUCGAUUCUUUGAAUAUUGAACGAUUGUUAAUUAAAAAUUAAAAAUAAUCACUUCUUCAUAGAGAAAUUGUUGAUUUACUUAUUUUGGAGAAUUAUCCCAAGGAAAUAGUAUAACCAUAAAUCAAUUAAUUGAGUAUUCCUCCUUAAUUCUUUAUUAAGACUAAAAUGGAAGAAGAAUUAAGUUUAUAUCAUAAAAAGUAAUAAGGAUAAUUAAUAUUUGCAUUUUACCCUAAUGAGAGAAUUUUGGAGGGAAUUAAAUCUCUACAUUAAAUAUUUAAGGAAAAUGAGAAGUAUGUAGGAAUGAAAUGGGAUAUAAAUGUUUUAUAUCUUGAUUUAGUUGAUAAAGCAAGGACAUUUGGAGAAUUUUUAUGUUGGGAUAACAUUUAAUCGCUUAAUUAUGAUAAUUAAUCUAAAAUUAAAUCAUAAAUUAUACUAACAUCCUAUAAUAAUUUAUUUUCUGGUCCCUUCUUUCAAGAGAAUUUAUUAACUGAUCCAAACAAUACAAUUAUUAUUUUUGACAAGCCACCUUGUUUAAUUAAUGAAAAUAUGGGGAAAAUUAGGAAGAGUUUUGAAUUGAAUUUAUAAAUCAAGGAAUCCUAUUCAAUAAAUUUAAACUAUAUAAGAAAAUUAUUAUUAAAAACAAACGAGAAGGAAAAUAAAAUUAUAUCUAAUGCGCCGAGUACAACUUACUUGCCUGGAAGUACAACUGAUUUAGUGGAAACUCAGAGUGUGGAUAUUGGUAACUAAAAGACAGAUGAUCAAUUUUCAGUUGUUAGUGAUUAGAAACCAAACCUUGAACCCUUAUUUGAUAAAAAUAAUUAUAAGUCACAUAAUUAAUAGUAUUUUAUCGAUACUGAAAUUAAAGAAUAAAUAUAAUUUUCAACAGUUUAAUUGGACAAGCCACUUAGACCGAUAUAAUAACUUCACUUAAGAGAUGAUUAUGGUUCAGAUAUACCUAAACAUAUUAAGUUAAUGAAGAGCAAGAGAAGAUAAUAAAUAGAAACACAAACCUAAUAAAUGGAAGAAGAAUAAGAUGCUGAGAAUGAAAAAUAGAAGUUGCAAGAAUCAACAUUUGCUAUGCCUAAUAUGAACAAAGUUUAGAAUUAAAAAGUUUUGACAGUUUAAGCAACAGUAUCUGUUAAAUAACUACCUUAAAAUUUAAGAAAUGCUUAAAUGCUUCUAGAAUAUUUAAACCCUUAGAAUUUAUUAAUAUUAAAUCCAAGUACAAAACCUCGACAAGGUGGUGUGUAAUUAGCAGUAGCAAAAUAAAGCCAAGCAUAAUCACUUAUUUCUUUAAAUGAUGGAUAAAAUUUACCUUUUGUAGAAAUGUCUGAAAAAUAGAUUGAGAUUAGAUCAGCUAUAUAAGUAAAAGGGAAAUUGGAAUUAAAAAUCUUCAGAAAUACCCAAACUAUGAGUUAGAUUUUAAAGUUGGUGGCAACCUAAAAUAAAAAACCGAUUUGCCAUUAGAAUAUUUAGUUGUUGGCCUUGUAUGAAGAAUUAAAGAAGAGAGGGGAUUUAAAAUUGGAAUUAGGAUUUUGUCAGAUAAGUUUGAAUAAUGGCUAGGUUAUAGUAAGUAAAACAAAGUAAGGAUUCAAAGUGGAAGGAUAUUUCAGUAAUUUGUACAAGGAGGUUAGAAACCUGAUAAAGACAUUAAAUAUCUGA